Molecule: messenger RNA, 1421 nt
Organism: Neocloeon triangulifer
Lineage: Eukaryota; Metazoa; Arthropoda; Insecta; Ephemeroptera; Baetidae
Product: pancreatic lipase-related protein 2-like
Exons: 8
Coding region: 147-1337 (396 amino acids)
Biological process (GO): lipid metabolic process
Molecular function (GO): lipase activity
Source: RefSeq, a predicted model, not a curated record
GGCAAAAACUACUUGGCAGUGAAGCCAGAGAGUGUCGGCGGAGAAAGAAGAAGAGACUUGAACGGCCGGAGUCGGCGCAUUUCUCGUGUCAAUCAAAAGCACGUGCACCGCUUUCGAGGUCAGUGUCGAAAAACGGUGCAUCGGACAUGGAAACUCGGAUUUUGGUUUUGGUCGCGGUGGCCGCUCUAGCUGGACAAAUCAGUGCUCUACCAAAUAAUACCACUCGUACCAAUAAAAGGCCACAGAGACAAAACAACAAUGCGAUUGAUGCAAACAAAAAGCCUCAAACCGUCACUGACCUGUUCAUCACCGGUUCAUGCGUUGACAAACCAUACACUUGUCCGCACCCACGGAUCAAAUUUUAUCUUUACACCAGGGAGACGCAAAACGAUCCUGAUCUAAUAGACGUGAACGACCCUAUGUCUUUGGUGGCCUCUCAUUUCAACGUGAAGAACCCGACCAAGGUGGUCAUCCACGGCUUCGGUGGCGGCAGGAAUUUAUCUCCCAGUCCGGACAUGAGAGAAGCUUACUUUAUUCGCGGCGAAUACAAUAUCAUCAUUGUCGACUACGGCACGCUAGUUAAGGAGCCGUGUCUGAGUCAAAUUGGCUGGGGGCCUCGUUUUUGCGCACGCUGCAUCGCCCAAUUGCUUUACUACCUGGACCAAGUCAGCGGGACCCCACCCGACUCGCUGCACCUCGUCGGCUACAGCGUCGGAGCCCACAUUGCAGGACUUGCGGCCAACUACAUUAAUUUUGGAAAAAUUGGACGAAUUACAGGGCUGGAUCCGUCCGUUGUGUUUUAUCAAGGCUCAAAUAGCUCCAGAGAUUUAGACGCGUCUGAUGCCCAUUUUGUGGAUAUAAUUCAUACAGGCGCUGGAAUUCUCGGCCAGUGGGGCCCGAAUGGCCAUGCUGAUUUCUAUGUCAACGGCGGCACCUCUCAGCCUGGUUGCGGAGGCACAAUUUUUCAAACACUCUCAUGUGAUCACACCAAAGUCACCCCCUACUUCAUAGAGUCCAUAAUUACGGAAAAGGGAUUCUACGCGUCGCGGUGCGCCAAUUUUUUUUCCUACUUAUUCGGGCUGUGCGAAUCCAAGGACAGCGACUACAUUCUAAUGGGUGAAGACUGUCCACACUCAGCGCGCGGAGAGUAUUACUUAACAACAAACGCAAAUCCGCCGUUUGCUCAAGGGUUCCCGAACACGCAAAAAAAUCGCGAGGCUGCCAUAGAGAGAAGAAAACAGGCGGCGCAAAAGGCAGCGCAGAAAGCGGCUCAGAACCGGACUAAGAGAAGAGGAAGUCAACAGCGAGAUCAAAAUUAUCGUCGUGUUGGAAAAUGACUGCUAACUACUCAUGCCAUUAUUAUUUCUAAUAAAAAAUCUAAUUUAUUAUAAAAAGAAAUAAAUUAAUUUAUAGCAUUGGAA